This is a messenger RNA of Elgaria multicarinata webbii, 3381 nucleotides long. RefSeq names its product pseudouridine synthase 10 (gene PUS10). Gene Ontology annotation, biological process: tRNA pseudouridine synthesis. The transcript has 18 exons. The coding region runs from base 74 to 1657 and encodes 527 amino acids. Gene Ontology annotation, molecular function: RNA binding; pseudouridine synthase activity. Lineage: Eukaryota; Metazoa; Chordata; Lepidosauria; Squamata; Anguidae. The record is from RefSeq and is a predicted model, not a curated record.
CCUAGGGUGCAACGGCGAAAUGGUCCCCCCAUAGACUUUCUACAUAUUGGUAAACGAAGAAGGCGUCGUCAGCAUGAUUGCAUUGGCAGAAAAUGAUAGACCCAUUGCUCAGAUGUUAAUGAAUUUUGGAGCGUGCCCACGCUGUAUUCUCCGGUUCUGCCGUGUGGGGCAGCAGGAUUCGUACCGGCGUCCCCAUAAGGAGUUGCUUGCAGAACUGUGCGAGUUCCUGGAGAGCAGCAAAGAUGAGGACCAGGCCCGUUGCGAAGCAGCAACUCCGCCGUGCAAAAGAAUCAAGCUGGAGAGUACCGAAGAGGCGGAAGAGCAGGCCCCAAAUGGAAGCCAUCAGCUGAAUGAUGGAGCUGCUAGUACUGAGAGCGGAAGGACAGCCGUGUGCACCGUGUGCUUGGGCAUUCUGCAGGAGCUCUGCGAGGUGGAUUUUGUGAAAGCAGUGUGCCAUAAGAUUAACUCUUCCGAAUACCAGUUUUCCAGCUUUGUAUUUUCAGUGUCUUUCCCACCGCAGCUCUCUGUGAGGGAGCACGCAGCAUGGCUGCUGAUACAAGAGGAAAUGGAGAAACAGGGCCUUUUAGAGGGAAAAGAUGACCUCGUUCAGCUGAAAGAAGCAUACAAAUGGAUUAUCCACCCCCUGUUCUUGGAGCAGUUGGGAGUCCCCGCUGAUGGAAAGAGCCUGUUUGAAGUGAGCGUGGUCUUCGCUCAUCCAGAAACAGACGAGGACUGCCGGUUCCUAGCCUCGGCUUGUCCAGGUUGCUUCAAACCAGCAAAGAACAAACAGUCCGUCUUCACCAGAAUGGCUGUAAUUAAGGCUUUGGAUAUGAUCAGCGAAGAAGAUUUUCGUAAGCACUUCCCAUGCUCUCCAAGUUUGCCAAAGUCUCCUUGCACAGCUGUUGACGUUCAGUGUACCAAUGGUGCCAUCUUUGUGGCUGGAAGAUAUAACAAAUACUCAAGGACGUUACCCCAAACCCCCUGGAUCAUAGAUGGAGAGAGGAAGAUGGAGUCUUCUGUGGAAGAAUUGAUCUCUCAGCAUCUCAUGACUGCCUUCAAAGCAGACAGUUUCAAUUUCUCAUCAUCCGGAAGAGAAGACGUGGAUGUGAGAACGUUAGGCACUGGAAGGCCGUUUGCGAUGGAGCUCUUGAACCCCCGGAAAGUCCGCUUGGCUGCAGCAGAAAUGAAGGCGCUCCAGCAGACCAUCAAUAACUCUUCAGACAAAGUACAAGUUCGUGAUUUACAGCUCGUCACCAGAGACGCCAUUGGCCACAUGAAGGAAGGGGAGGAAGGGAAGACGAAGACCUACAGUGCCUUAAUCUGGACAGAAAAAGUGAUCCAGAGCGAAGACCUUGCGUCUCUCGACAAUAUGAAGGAAUUAAAGCUCGAUCAAAAAACUCCACUGCGGGUCCUUCACCGGCGGCCGCUGGCCGUCAGGGUCCGCAUCAUCCACACCAUGCGGUCAGCGUACAUUGAUGAGCACCACUUCCGUCUCCACCUGAAGUCACAAGCAGGGACCUACAUUAAAGAGUUUGUGCACGGAGACUUUGGAAGGACCCAGCCCAAUCUUGGUUCCCUCUUGGGGACAACUGCUGACAUCUUGGAGCUGGAUGUUGAAUCAGUGGACGUUGAUUGGCCUCCAGCGCUGAACAACUGAUGAAACAUUUAAUUGUCAAAGUAGGGAAGAUGAAAAAUUGACAGCCUUGCCAGUGAGGGGUUAGAGAGGUCUUCUGCAAUCAGACACCCUUUGGAUUUGUUGAACUACAACUCCCAUUAUCCCCCAGCCAGGGAUUAUGGGAGUUGUAAUUCAAUUUAUCGGGAGGGCGCUACAUUGGGGAGGGCUGGGUUGGAACAGAAUGGGUUCCAUUUUGCAAGCUAGAUGGUUUCCCCAAAUUUUUGUUAAGCUUAUUAGAUCAUGUUGAUCUGUUCAAGGUUUGUUUGUUUUUAAUUAAAAUGUGUGUGUGUGUGUGUGUAUGUGUGUUUAAUUGGCAUUUAAAAAUUCUGGAAGAAUGCUUUGACCAGCUUUCUAUCCCAAUGUAAAUGCAUGCCCCUCUGGGGGUAGAUUCUGACCUUGAGGUAGGAUCAUUUCUCAAGAGAUUAUUCUGCUUUUUCAUGUAAUGGGGCAAAUUUGGAAACCAGAAAUUGAUUUGGAGAUUGUUAACUUCUGCUAAGAACAACCAAAUGCACUUCCCCAAGAGAUCCUUGGCUCUGGGUGCCGAAAAGAAAGAGAACCACAACUCAUUCAGACUGGAAGAUGCUUUUUUGUUUAAUUUUUAGAAUCUGUAUUUCCUGGUGAUCGCACUGUUUAGUGAAAUAGUCCUAAGCGUUUUUAUAAGUUCAACUGCAUCAGCCCCUUCUCCCACUGUGAUGCUGAAAUAUCAGAGGGUAAAAGAAAGGGUCUCCUAAGACAAAUUAUGGUUUAAAAAUCAAACAUACAGAAAUGCAGUAUAUGCAGUAGAGCCGGCCCUACCAUUAGGUGUAGUGGGGCAAUUGUCUCUGGCGGCAGAUGUUGCAGUGGGGGGCAGGAGUGGCCGCCUCCCAGCUGUUCCGCCUGGACUCCCUAGCUGCUCCUUGUUUCGAUGAAAGAGCUGUUUAUGGCACAUUACCUAUCCUGGCCCCACCACACCAGCGUGUGUUGCUUUAAGUGUGGAGGAGGACAGUAUUCCAUCACCAUUCUCUGUCCAAGGAAUGGGGAGAGGGUGCCAUUUCAUUCUUUACCUCGGGCAGAAAAAAAAAUGUCUUGGACUGGCCCAGAUCUGUAGUAUCCUUUGCUGAUAUAAACCCAGAACCAUGCCAGGGAGCAGCAACAUGAUGGCUACAGUUUGGAGCCUGAUGCUUGAGUAGGAGCUAAUGAUGUGCAAUGCAGAUUGCAUGGGUUGUUAGCACAUCAGCAUGCAGUUACUGAGUUCAAUGGGACUUCCUCUCCCCACCCCCCCAAUUACCUCCCCAGGUUAAGUAUACAUAGAAUUGCAGCUUCAGUACAUCCACAGCCCUAAAGAAUCCUAUCUCCCAUUAAAGGUAGAGGAACAUGCAAUUAUCCUUUUGGAAGGCAGCAAAGGCAAUGGAACUCUUGAGUAUUUUCAGACAGUAAUAUUUGGCCAGAGUGAUGUACCAAAAAAAGGGGGGAAAGAAUAAUCAUGUGAAAUGCAAAGGAAAUAGCAAUGAUCUGGUUUGCACAUAACUGCAUUCCAUUUGUUUAAAACCUAAUGGAUUGUCAUGCCCGCCUCAUCUAUUUUUCCCUUUCAACGAUUGGCUUCUUCAUACGUUGUGAAGCAUGACUUCCGAAUCCAGACUGCUGGCUUGUUUAGGGGCUGGACAUCCCAGUGCUUAACCCUCGGUUUAUGUGCAAACAGGGCCAAAUGUGAGAAGCAGCUUUACACA